AUGGGAGAAGCUCAAAAGGGCUUACUCUCUGUCAUUGAGAAGCUGAAGGGAUCCACUGAGCGGGAGGUCAGGAUAGUGCUCCUGGGCCUGGACAACGCCGGCAAGACCACCCUGCUGAAGAGUCUGGCCUCUGAGGACGUGAACACCAUCACACCAACGCAGGGCUUCAACAUAAAGAGCGUCGCCUCUCAUGGGAUGAAACUCAACGUUUGGGACAUCGGAGGACAGAGGAAGAUCAGGCCCUUCUGGAAAAAGUAUCUGGAAAACACAGACCUGUUGAUUUAUGUUAUUGACAGUGCAGACAAGAAGCGGUUUGAAGAGACGGGCCUGGAGCUGUCUGAGCUCACUGAGGACGAGAAUCUAAAGGGCGUUCCAGUGCUCAUCUUUGCCAACAAGCAGGAUUUGGCCACAGCGUCGCCGGCCAGCGAGAUUGCCGAGGGCCUGAACCUGCACACGUACCGGGACCGCGAGUGGCAGAUCCAGGCCUGCUCUGCUGUGGACGGGGAGGGAGUUCAGGAUGGCAUGAACUGGAUUUGCAACAACAUCCUGAACAGGAAGAAGUGA
Limanda limanda (common dab) is the source of this 564-nucleotide messenger RNA. It is a transcript of the gene arl3l1, whose product is annotated as ADP ribosylation factor like GTPase 3, like 1. Gene Ontology annotation, molecular function: GTPase activity; GTP binding. The record is from RefSeq and is a predicted model, not a curated record. The transcript has 6 exons. NCBI's taxonomy places the organism in Eukaryota, Metazoa, Chordata, Actinopteri, Pleuronectiformes, Pleuronectidae. Gene Ontology annotation, cellular component: cytoplasm; microtubule cytoskeleton. Bases 1 to 564 code for a protein of 187 amino acids. Gene Ontology annotation, biological process: cilium assembly.